UUUCUGAAAAGAGAAUUUGAUUUGAGAAUAGCAGAGAACUGAAUAGCAAUGGGAAGAGAAGAAGAGAUCUCAACCUCAUCCUGCAAAGACAUUCCCAAUCUCCUAUCAUCAUUUGUUGACACCUUCGUGGAUUUUUCAGUCAGCGGUCUCUUCCUUCCUCCGCCGCCGCCAUCUCCUCCGCCCCUCCCAACUCGCCUUCCCUCGUCGCCUCGCCUGGUCGCCAUUGGCGACCUCCACGGCGACCUCGAGAAGUCCAAGCAGGCCUUGCGCCUCGCGGGCCUCAUCGACAAGGACGAUGUCUACAUCGGCGGCUCCACGACUGUGGUGCAGGUCGGGGACGUCUUGGACCGUGGUGGCGAUGAGCUGAAGAUCUUCUACUUCCUAGAGAAGCUAAAGCGUGAGGCGGCGCGGAGCGGAGGCAGAAUCAUCACCAUGCACGGCAAUCACGAAAUCAUGAACGUUGAGGGCGAUUUCCGCUUCGCAACAGAAUCCGGCAUUGAGGAAUUUAGGGUUUGGUGGGAGUGGUUCCAAGUUGGGAACAAAAUCAAGAGCCUUUGCCACGGUUUGGAAAAGCCGAACGACCCAAUGAGAGGCGUUCCCUCGUCGUUCCGCGGAGUGAGGAAAGAGUUCCAUGAUGGGUUUCGGGCCCGGGUCGCGGCUUUGCGGCCCAAUGGCCCAAUUGCAAAAAGGUUUCUGUCUGAGAACGUCACCGUUUUGGUCGUUGGGGAUUCUAUUUUCGUGCACGGUGGAUUGUUGACCGAACACACUUCUUACGGUUUGGAGAAGAUUAACGAGGAGGUUCGCGAUUGGGUUAAAGGGUUGACCGGUCACUUUGCGCCCCAGUAUUGUCGGACCGCAGAUAGUCUUCUAUGGUUGAGGAAAUUCUCGCGUAGCAAGGUGGAGCAAUGUGAUUGUUCCACCCUUGAACAUGUUUUGGCCACGGUUCCUGGUGUUAAGAGGAUGAUAAUGGGGCACAGUAUUCAGAGGGUUGGAAUUAACGGCACCUGCGACGACAAGGCUAUCCGAAUCGAUGUGGGUUUGUCGAAGGGGUGUGGUGACGGUUUGCCUGAGGUUUUGGAGAUUACCGGAAAUUCCGGGUUAAGGAUAUUAACGGCCAAUCCCUUAUAUCAGAAAAAGGCUACGGUGGAUGUUGGAAAGGAACAAGGGCUCGGAAUGUUGCUUGGGGAACAGGGUGGACCCAAGCAAGUCGAAGUCCAGGCUUAAAGAAUGAUAGUGGAUUGCGUAUACCAUCAUUGAUUAGUAUGUCAUUAUUUCCAAUCACUCUGUAUCAUUGUAGACUAUUAGUAUGUUUGGAUUUGCUUUUGAAUUUACACAUCCAUAUUUCAUGUAUGAAAAAAUGGCAAUUAUUUAAAAUAUUUUCAACUUAAGUUCA
Vigna radiata var. radiata (mung bean) is the source of this 1393-nucleotide messenger RNA. Its product is annotated as shewanella-like protein phosphatase 2. The record is from RefSeq and is a predicted model, not a curated record. The transcript has a single exon. The coding region runs from base 49 to 1224 and encodes 391 amino acids. Gene Ontology annotation, molecular function: hydrolase activity. NCBI's taxonomy places the organism in Eukaryota, Viridiplantae, Streptophyta, Magnoliopsida, Fabales, Fabaceae.